Messenger RNA from Cynoglossus semilaevis (tongue sole), 511 nucleotides. It is a transcript of the gene ndufs6, whose product is annotated as NADH:ubiquinone oxidoreductase subunit S6. Gene Ontology annotation, cellular component: respiratory chain complex I. The coding region runs from base 45 to 434 and encodes 129 amino acids. The transcript has 4 exons. NCBI's taxonomy places the organism in Eukaryota, Metazoa, Chordata, Actinopteri, Pleuronectiformes, Cynoglossidae. The record is from RefSeq and is a predicted model, not a curated record. Gene Ontology annotation, biological process: mitochondrial electron transport, NADH to ubiquinone.
AGCGUCUCUGCAAUGCAUCCUGGGAAAUCUGCAUCGCUGUAAACAUGGCGUCCUCGAUGGUUAGAAUUCUGUCCUUCAGUAAAAAUGUAAAGGUGGUUGCUUCACCAGUGAGGCUUUGUGCCGUCUCUGGACACAAAUACAGCUUAGACGCCUCCAAUUCCGGUGAGCCAGUAACUCACACUGGUCAGGUGUUUGAUGAGAAAGACCACAGAAGAGUAAGAUUUUUGGGAAGACAGAAAGAGGUGAAUAAAAACUUUGCCAUCAAAUUGGUGGCCGAAGAGCCGGUGACUGAUGUGACUACAAGAGUUGUAUCCUGUGAUGGUGGUGGAGGAGCUCUGGGUCACCCCAAGGUCUACUUAAACCUGGAUAAAGACACAAAAGUGGGCACAUGUGGCUACUGUGGAAAACGCUUCCAGCAGACGCAUCAUCACUGAAAUAGUUCCACCUUAAUUCUCUGUGCUUCUCUGUGUAAACUGCCAUAUUGGUUAAUAAAUUAUGUCUUCUCUGCAAA